Molecule: messenger RNA, 1519 nt
Organism: Dipodomys spectabilis (banner-tailed kangaroo rat)
Lineage: Eukaryota; Metazoa; Chordata; Mammalia; Rodentia; Heteromyidae
Gene: Arhgef39
Product: Rho guanine nucleotide exchange factor 39
Exons: 9
Coding region: 38-1039 (333 amino acids)
Biological process (GO): positive regulation of cell migration
Cellular component (GO): plasma membrane
Molecular function (GO): guanyl-nucleotide exchange factor activity
Source: RefSeq, a predicted model, not a curated record
CGGGACGCAGCCGGAACCGUCAGCUUCUAGGUCAGUCAUGGAGAGCCCGGGGCCCGUCGCGCGGUGCCCCGUGCAGGAGCAGCGUGCUCGUUGGGAGCGGAAGCGCGCCCGCACCGCUCGGGAGCUGCUGGAGACCGAGAGGCGCUACCAGGAACAACUGGGGCUGGUGGCCACGUACUUCUUGGGGAUCCUGAAAGCCAAGGGGACCCUGCGACCCCCGGAGCGCCAGGCCCUGUUUGGUUCUUGGGAACUCAUCUAUGGCGCCAGCCAAGAGCUGCUUCCCUACCUGGAGGAAGGGUACUGGGGACAGGGGCUAGAGGGCUUCUGUCCCCACCUGGAGCUCUACACCCAAUUUGCUGCUAAUGCAGAACGAUCCCGGACCACCUUACAGGAACAGCUAAAGAAAAACAGACGUUUCCGGAGGUUUGUGCGGCUUCAGGAAGGCCGCCCUGAGUUUGGGGGCCUUCAGCUCCAGGACCUGCUCCCCCUACCUCUGCAGAGGCUUCAGCAGUAUGAGAAUCUCGCCAAUGCUUUGGCUGAAAACACAGGUCCCAACAGCCCUGACCACCAACAGCUCACACGGGCUGCCCGGCUAAUAAGUCAGACUGCCCAGAGAGUCCAUGCCAUUGGUCAGAAACAGAAGAAUGACCAGCACCUCCGGCGUGUCCAGGCUCUGCUCAGUGGACGCCAGGCAAAGGGGCUUACCUCAGGACGCUGGUUUCUACAUCAGGGCUGGCUGUUGGUGGUACCUUCCACUGGGGAGCCUCGACCCCGAAUGUUCUUCCUCUUCUCUGAUGUGCUCCUUAUGGCCAAGCCUCGACCCCCACUGCACCUGAAAAGUGGCACCUUUGCUUGUAGGGCCCUCUACCCCAUGGCCCAAUGUCAACUCCAAAGAGUCUUUGGACACUCAGGAGGCCCUUGUGGUGGACUGCUCAGUCUGUCCUUCCCCCAUGAGAAGCUACUGCUUAUGUCCACAGACCAGGAAGAGCUGUCACGUUGGUACCACAGCCUAACUUUGGCUAUCAGCAGCAAGAACUAGAGGACUCUCAGCCAGGACUCACACAAAUUCUGGAACUCAGGAUAUUCAGGGAUAGGUCAGAGCCAGAAGCCCAAAGGAAUCUUCUGCACUAAACAAAGUAUAAAACCCUUCAGAGUUGAACAAGCUACUCUAGGACAUUUGACCAGCUCUUAAGAAUUAGAAAAGCAACUCCAAUGCAACUGAAUCUUUGCUGAACCAGAUCCUUCGAUACUGAUGCAGCGUUAUGAGGCCAAGUGAAUGCUGACUGUGGCUAUUUAUUCACUUUGCAGCUUUGUAAAAGUUGCUAUUUUUGUAUUAUGUACAGUUUCUUUUUCUUGAGGCAGGGUCUCACUGUGUAGUUCAAGCUGGCUUCAAACUUAACAACCCUCUGGCUUCACUUUGAGUCCUAGGAUACAGGCACAUACCACUAUACCUAGCUGUUAUGUACAACUCCUAUAAUUUAUUUUCCCACUGGAUUUUAAUAAAGUGGUGUUUUGUUUU